Molecule: messenger RNA, 445 nt
Organism: Amorphotheca resinae ATCC 22711
Lineage: Eukaryota; Fungi; Ascomycota; Leotiomycetes; Helotiales; Amorphothecaceae
Exons: 2
Molecular function (GO): histone H3K37 methyltransferase activity; protein binding
Source: RefSeq, a predicted model, not a curated record
UACAGGUCGAGGUGUAUUUGCAAGUAGAGAUAUCCCUGCCCACACAGUACUCGAAGUGUCACCAGUAUUGGUCUUGGACCCGAUUCAGAAUGCGGAUCAUGUCUGUAAGACAGAGCUCUACAAUUAUACCUACAAUUGGCCGUACACUCCGUCCGAUAAGGUCCAAUCCCACGACUCGCCCAAAUUACCAACCACAACGCAGGCCGUCGUGUUUGGCCUCGGAAGCAUGUUCAACCACUCCAAUCUCCGGCAAAAUGUAGGCUGGGAACGCGAUUUCAAGAAUCGUCUGAUCACAUACACGGCAUUACGGGAAAUCAAAGCAGGAGAGGAGCUGUGCAUUUCGUAUGGACCACGUCUCACGUUCAAGGACACAGAGGAAGCGGAAGCAGAACGGGACUCUGAUGAAUGGUCGGACUUUCAAAAAAUAAUCGACUUGAUUGACUGA